This is a messenger RNA of Aaosphaeria arxii CBS 175.79, 1224 nucleotides long. RefSeq names its product glycosyltransferase family 2 protein. The coding region runs from base 1 to 1224 and encodes 407 amino acids. The transcript has 2 exons. NCBI's taxonomy places the organism in Eukaryota, Fungi, Ascomycota, Dothideomycetes, Pleosporales. The record is from RefSeq and is a predicted model, not a curated record.
AUGGCUAACGCUUUCCUCAUCGCCUUUCUGUUUCUGUUUCUGUUCCGAUAUGUCCGGGUGCUGGCCAACUGGAUCGCAUCGUCGAACUACCGCCCUGUACCCAUUUCCGACAAACCGACUUUUCGACCAGAGGACGUGACAGUCAUUAUUCCGACCACGCGAUUCAAUGACCCGCUUCUGCACGAGGUCGUUUCGUCUGCGCUGGCGCAUCCGAUCGCAUCGCUGAUUCUCGCUGCCGCUGGCGACACUGCUGCUGAGUAUAUCAACUUAGCUAAGACCAUCUUCCCAGAUGCACGGGUGAGCGUCGUAUACCGCAAGGAGCCCAAUCGACGCGAGCAGACGGCCAUGGCGGUUGCUAAGAUUACGACGCCCGUGAUGAUUAUCUCGGAUGAUCAUACUUUCUUCCCGACUACCGACAGGUUCGUUCCUUCUCUCAUUGCUCCUUUUGAUAAGCCGUUGGUUGGUGCUGUCGCCCCUGUUCUCGAGCCCAUUCAUCAUCACCAUCCUUUCUCUUUUCGUGGGUUCUGGAAUUUUGCUGGUAUGACGUACUUGCUGCGCCGAGCCCAUGAGUUUCUCGCUACGAAUAGCAUCGAUGGUGGAUUGUCGUGCUUGUCUUCUCGCUUUGCCGUCUUCCGCACCUGUAUUUACGCUGAUCCUGAUUUCGUGCACCAGUAUCUCAACGAGUACUUGCACUUGCCUUGGGGCCGAGUCGGACCGCUCAACGCAGACGACGACAAGUUCCACACCCGCUGGCUCGCCAACCACGGCUGGGAGAUCAAGAUCCAAGGCGGGCCGGACAGCAUCAUGGCGACGGAGAACGUGGGCGUGUGGCCGAACUUCCACAAGCAGCUGAUCCGCUGGAACCGCACGACCUGGCGUUCGAACCCGCGCGCGCUGCUGUAUGAGCGAGUGAGCUGGACGCGCUUCCCCUACACUACAUACAGUGUCUUGGUGUACUCUUUCGUCCGGUUGACUGCGCUGUACGAGCUUGCUUUGGCGUAUUUUCUCAAUGCAGGACUCGCCGGGAUGGGAUUCUCGUCGCGCACUCGUAUGCUUUGCUUGUUGACGCUCUUUCUGUGGAUUGAUUCUCUCAAGGCGGUUAAGAUUAUGCCGCACUUUCGCAAGUAUCCCCAGGACGUUGUGUACUUUGUGCCUUACCUGCUUCUGGGUUGGUACUGCACGCUGAUUAAAUUUAAAUUCCUGGGACACAGAUGGUACCCCUAG